AUGUUAAUUACUUCCGCAGUUUCAUUAGCAAUUACUACUAUUUCUGUAACUGUUCCAGUAGUAUUUUACUGCACUAUAAAAGACUGCUGUUUCCCGAAAAAGGCUCCGAAUGAUCGAGAUUUUAAAACUGUGUCAUUUAUUCGAAUUAAUGAUUCUGAUG
Racocetra persica is the source of this 160-nucleotide messenger RNA. Lineage: Eukaryota; Fungi; Glomeromycota; Glomeromycetes; Diversisporales; Gigasporaceae. The record is from the annotation of a GenBank genome assembly.